This is a messenger RNA of Ictalurus furcatus (blue catfish), 2050 nucleotides long. Its product is annotated as skin secretory protein xP2-like. The transcript is spliced from 2 exons. The record is from RefSeq and is a predicted model, not a curated record. The coding region runs from base 2 to 955 and encodes 317 amino acids. NCBI's taxonomy places the organism in Eukaryota, Metazoa, Chordata, Actinopteri, Siluriformes, Ictaluridae.
AAUGCGGAAGCAGCAGGUAGCCAUGAGCGCCGCCGAAGAGGCCAGGAUUUGGGCGUUUUACCGUUCAUCCCUGGAGAUGAGCAAACAGCUUGAAGAGGAAAUUGCUCAGUGCAAAGCCGAGCUGCGCGCAGCAUCGUCCCUCGUGCCAUUUACCCCGUCCCCGCCGCCGAAGAGCGACGCCGUGCAACGCAGCCAGCAAAGUGACCUGAGCAUCUGGGGCUUCCCACUGCAGGGGAAUUGCACCAUGCUGCGCAGUCCAGAGGUGAAGGCUGGCCCAGAAAUUUGUUGGGGGGGGGCAAUGAGGACAGCAGAGCUCCAGCCUGAGGCCUACGGGGAGGCCUCAGCUGUGGAGCUCCCACCUGAGGUCAACAUGGCGACCUCAGAUCGACAGCUUGAGGUGGCUGAGGAGGCCGUCCCGCUGCCCUGCCCGGCCGAGGAGGCCGUCCUGCUGUCCAGCCCGGCCGAGGAGGCCGUCCCGCUGCCCUGCCCGGCCGAGGAGGCCGCCCAGCCCUCCAGUCCCGCUGGGGACGCCGCCCAGCGUUUCAAUUCCAGUGCUGCCAGAGGCGGCCCCCUGUGUUCCAGAGCCGCCGGGGGUGGCGCCCUGCGUUCCACAGCCACAGGGAGCGGUGCCCUGCGUUCCACUUCCAGUGCCGCCAGGGGCGGUGCUCCGACUUUCAACCCCGGUGGGGGGGUUGCUCCGCCCCUCUGCUGCCCAACUGAGGCUGCCUCGCUUUCCGUGGCAGCGAGAGACAACUUGCACAGGGGCCCGGGACCCCCUUUGGAGGGGGGUUCUGUUACGCCACGGCCAGCAGAUGGCACUGCGGCACGGCUUCUGACUGGUCACGUGACUCUUUUGUUUUCGUUCGCUUCCCGCUUGGACAUUGAAUUAAGUUUGAUCAUGUCUCUGAUUUGCCCCAGGUGUCCAUGUUUUGGUUUGAGUAUGUUUGCUAUUUAAACCCCUCAUGUGACUGCGCACUUCGCGCAGUAUUAUAGUUGGGAUAGUUUGUACCAAACGUCUGAUGCGGUUCCCGUUUAUGUUUGAUUACGACAGUGAAUGCGUUAGCAUGUUAAGCGGUCUGGUUCCAUGCCCUGCUCUAGUUUCAAGCCACGAUACCAGUUUCUUGUUUUCCUGGUGAAGACAGUGUUUCCUGUGUUUGUCUACUGUUAAUAAAGACUUUGACCUGCACCUGCAUCCGCCUCCAGUCUACGUUACGUAACAGUUAUGCUAUAUACGUUUAUAGGUUCAUAGGCAAAAAAAAAAAAACAGAAAAUAACUUGUUUCCUAGAUGAUCCAAAACAUUAAAUGUAACACUAAAUGGAUAAAAAGUCAUUCAUUAAUCAAUCAAAACGUGUACCUGAUGACAAAUUUCUUUUCUUUUUUUUUUUUGGUCUGUAAAUAUACACACCUGAUCAUUCAAUGCUCUGUACACAAAAAUGCUGUAUUUCUAUUCCAUUCAAUUAUUUUUAGAUCGCAUUUCUUAAGGUUUGAUUGAGAAGGUUAUCUUGUGAUGGUGUGUCACUUGUGGUGGCUUAGCAUUUAAGGUUCUGGGUUACUGAUCAGAAGGUCAGGAGGUUCAAGCCCCAGCACUGCUAAGCUGCCACUGUUGGGCCCUUGAGCAAGGCCCUUAACCCUCUCUGCUCCAGGGGUGCUGUAUCAUGUCCGACCCUGCACUCUGACCCCAGCUUCCUGACAGGCUGGGGUAUGCAAAGAAAAGAAUUUCACUAUGUUCUACUGUAUAUGUGACCGAUAAAGACUCAUUAUCAUUAUAACUGGAAUCUGUUCUCAGGUCCGAGUAUGUGGAGGGUGAACAGAGGAGGCCUGGUUUCUCGGAGAGCCGUGUCCGUGCGCAAACUCUGGGCUGCUCUGCCCACAUCUCUGCCCCCGCUGAGGGCCGUACUGGAGAGGCAAGAGGAUCACGCCAUCAUCUUCAUCAGUGGUUCUCAGUUCUGGCUGUUUAAGGAUCUGUCUCUGCAGAAUGGUUUCCCGCAGCCGCUGUUUGCUCUGAAUCCCGCAGACCUGGAUGGAGAGAAACACGGUGUGCACUGGGAC